UUUUCUCUCUUUUACGCUCUUUCUCUUCCCCAAACGAGAGUGUCAAAUUCAAGGUCGCUCCUAGUACUGGCCCAUGCAAGUCAUACAGCUGAAUAGACUCACACAGCGAAAGAGCACAUAUUCAGCAUGAGAGCGGUAGAGAGAGAUUACGAGAGAGCGGCUUUGCAAGAGCGGUGUUUUGGUCAAUGCAUUACUUGCUCAGCAAGUGUGUUCCUCAGUUUGUCAGCGUAUGCCCUGCCAUGCGGAUGUGCUCGCGGAUUUAUUUCGUCUCGAACUACGGCUCCGUUUUCGACUUUUGACGUAAAGGCUGUGUGGAUAAAAGAAGUGAAUUCGGUUACGGUGUUACGGUUAUUUUCGCGCGUUUUUUUAACGGUAAAAGUGUUAAAUAAAGAGAAAAAAUACCCAAGGGGUAAAGGCAAAUUAACUGUUUAAAUGCCUUAAAACAGAAAGAUAAAAAGAUUGCAAUUAAGAAAAAUAAAAAUUCGAUAUUUUGCUUGAAAAUAACAAGCAAAACGGGAAAAUAAAAAAGUUCUUAAGACUCCGCGAAAGUUAUAAUUUGACAAAAUAAUAAUUCCAUAAAAAGCAAACAAAAGUCAAAAUAGUUAAACAAAAUAAUAGUUUUGCAAAUAAGAAAAAUAAGUCCAAACAAAUUAAAAAGCAAAUAAAUAAGAGAGAGAGAGAAAGAGAGAAAUAUUUAUUAUUUGCUUAUAAGGCCAAACUAAAUAUUUGCCGCCGGCAAAUGUUUAAAAGGUGUUAAGUGUUUCGUGGGAGUGAAGUUUCUAAACAGAGAAAAAGUAAAUAAAAAUAAAUAUUCUAUAGUGCAAAAGUGUGUGUGUGUGAAAUAAAAGCAACAUGUGUGUGUAUUAAAAUUGUUCAAAAAAAAUCCAAAAAAAUACCCCCGAAAAGUUCUUUAACCAGAGUUAACGAAACAUCAAAAGAUACCAAAAUGUGGCGUCAAAUCCUGUUUAUUUUGCCCACCUUAAUACAGGGUGUCCAGCGCUAUGAUCAGAAUCCCCUGGACGCCAGUCCUUAUUAUCGCAGCGGCGGUGGCUUAAUGUCCAGUUCUGGUACCGAAUUGGAUGGCUUGCCCCAUCAUAAUCGCUGUGAACCCAUUACCAUUUCGAUCUGCAAGAAUAUACCAUAUAACAUGACCAUUAUGCCAAAUCUUAUUGGCCAUACAAAACAGGAAGAAGCCGGCCUGGAAGUCCAUCAGUUUGCUCCGCUCGUCAAGAUUGGCUGCAGCGAUGAUCUUCAGCUGUUCCUCUGCUCGCUAUAUGUUCCGGUUUGCACGAUUUUGGAAAUUCCCAUACCACCCUGUCGAUCUCUGUGCGAAUCGGCCAGAGUCUGUGAAAAGUUAAUGAAAACCUACAACUUUAACUGGCCGGAAAAUCUGGAGUGCUCCAAGUUUCCAGUCCAUGGCGGUGAGCAUUUGUGCGUGGCCGAGAAUACCACUUCAUCGGCCUCAACGGCGGCCACACCCACAAGGAGCGUGGCCAAGGUCACCAUUAGGAAACAUCAGACUGUCGUGGAAAGUCCACAUCGCAAUAUCGGAUUCGUCUGCCCUGUGCAAUUGAAAACGCCGCUGGGCAUGGGCUAUGAGCUUAAAGUUGGCGGAAAGGAUCUUCAUGACUGUGGAGCACCAUGUCAUGCCAUGUUCUUCCCGGAAAGAGAAAGAACCGUUCUACGUUAUUGGGUUGGAUCCUGGGCAGCGGUCUGUGUGGCCAGUUGCCUGUUUACGGUGCUCACCUUCCUGAUUGACUCGUCGCGUUUUCGCUACCCGGAGCGGGCCAUCGUCUUUCUGGCCGUCUGCUAUUUGGUUGUUGGCUGUGCCUAUGUGGCGGGUUUGGGGGCGGGCGAUUCGGUGUCGUGCCGUGAACCAUUUCCGCCGCCCGUCAAGCUUGGCCGCCUGCAGAUGAUGUCCACCAUCACCCAGGGCCACCGCCAAACCACGUCCUGCACGGUUUUAUUCAUGGCCCUCUACUUCUGCUGCAUGGCCGCCUUUGCCUGGUGGUCAUGUCUGGCAUUCGCUUGGUUUUUGGCCGCCGGCCUUAAAUGGGGACACGAGGCGAUUGAGAACAAGUCGCACUUAUUCCACCUGGUUGCCUGGGCGGUGCCUGCCCUUCAAACCAUCUCUGUACUGGCCCUGGCUAAAGUUGAAGGUAUGUACUUACAGCAGCAGCUCCCUCCACACACCAUAAACUAGAAUUAUGACUAGUGUAAGUAAUGAAAUGAUCACCGAUUCGACCUGAUGGUCCAUUAAUGAGUUUACCCAACUGAAGUACGAGUCAAUAACAGAUUGAGAGAGAGAGAAAGAGACUACCAAAGACCGCAAUCAAAUCGGGAGAAUAAACCCAUUACCUGGUAUAGGAGGGGCGGAGCGGGGUUACUAAUCAUAAGCCCAUUCACAUAACAAUCAAUGGCAAUUUCUGGAAUUCAGUUCGCAGGAUUACUACGAAAAGCGUAAUAAACUCAUGAAAAAUCAGAAAUACGAUAAGUAUGUUGGGUUAACGUUCUUCUCCCACCACCCACUUCGGGGGUGGGUAAUAAAAAUUCCCUUGAAACCUCGAAAUUCUCUCAUUAAAUAAACAUACUUUUUCGCAAAGACAAAGGCCAUUCCCAUAUCGAGUACGCGCAUUCCAGUAAAAAAGAAAAAGAAGAGAAAAUAGAAAAACUAGUCUCAAACUAAGGCCGCGUAAUGUGGCUUGUUAGUACUAAUGAUGGGCUGUUCUCUCUCUCUUCCUCUGCCAUAUCCAUAUCAGCCCCCUGCUUCGGCGACCUUUAUGGAAAAAACGAAAAAAUAAAUUUUUGUACAUCUGCGAUAGAAGCUGCGAUAUGAGAGCCAUGGCCAAGAAGAAAAGAGCCUUUGCCUGCUUGUCAUAAAUUGCCAUGGAGCGCCGCCAACCACAACAAGUUUCCUUUUGGACUCUCGGACGGGACUCUCAGGGAUGGCAGCGUGUUGGUUAAGCUGUAAAAAAACUAAUAAGGGUUUAGUUUUUAAAAUAGCUUUUAAUAGGUCUUAAUUCCUGGUUUGAUUAAGGUGUUAUAUUAAAGGAAAAUGUUAGUAAAAAAUGGGGAAGAUUUUUUGAAAAAUUUGAAUUUUUAACCUAAAACUAACUUAAACUGUACCAGUAAUGUGUUCUUGCUACAAAAUCAAAUCAAUUUUAAGGCAAUUUAAAUAUAAUUUCAAUGAUUUUUUACCUCAAAAACCUAAGCUUCGUGACACCUUGACCAGCCAUCUCUAAUCCCCAGCCAGCGGACUCCCAGGUCCCACCAAAAAAAAGUCCACCAAGUCCGAAACAGUCCAUUGGAUGCCGACCGUCGCGUCCAGGCUGUAAAAAUUAAUAGCCAACAUAAUAAGCGGCAUUUUAUGACAAGCGUGCACCUCAGCAUACACACACACACAUGCAUAACUAGAAUCUCAUGGUUACAAGUCCACGCCUUCUAGAGAAGCGCCUCUUCAGGUUUUUUUCCUUUCUGCUGCAGCAUUAACGGAGUUUGGGGUAAACAUUUCUCAUAGACUCCACAAGGCAGAAGUCAUUAGGUGAGGGAUCAGUUCCGAGUCACUUUGAAAAUUACGCAAAUUGAAAGUUACAUCGUU
This is a messenger RNA of Drosophila eugracilis, 3598 nucleotides long. It is a transcript of the gene fz, whose product is annotated as frizzled. The coding region runs from base 947 to 2203 and encodes 418 amino acids. Lineage: Eukaryota; Metazoa; Arthropoda; Insecta; Diptera; Drosophilidae. The record is from RefSeq and is a predicted model, not a curated record. Gene Ontology annotation, biological process: non-canonical Wnt signaling pathway; canonical Wnt signaling pathway. Gene Ontology annotation, molecular function: Wnt receptor activity; Wnt-protein binding. The transcript has 5 exons. Gene Ontology annotation, cellular component: plasma membrane.